ACGGGGCGGGCUUCCUCCUCUUCUCUCUGAGUUGUUUCAGUUAAAGAAAUGCUGAGAAAUCUCCGGUCCCGGAGGCGGUCCCGGUACGUGGUUCAAGCAUGCUCAUUCAUCGCAGCUAUUCUCCUCCUCCUCUCCGUCGCUCUACUCCACAGUCGUCUCGGAUCUCAUCGAGACUCUCAGAACAGGAUCCAGUUGCAUUCUAACGACGUCGUCUCAGAUCCAUUACUCGACGAUGCGGAUCUUGAUGAUGCUCGAACCCGCACCAACUCUGACGACCGGAUUGACGAGCUCGACGACGUCCAGGACGAUAAUACAGAUCAUUCCAGGGUUCCCGACGAGGAGGAGAUCCUCAGAGGAGUAGAAUCAGAGGAAGAAGAAGCAGUCGAUCAGUCUAAACUUUCUGGAUACUACUUCGAUCACAUCUAUGGCGUCAUACGCCGUUCAUUCGACCGAAGGUCGAUUGAUCAGUGGGAGGAUUAUCAGAGUUUUGAUCCCACUGCAGGUUUUGAAGAUCGGAGCAAAGUUGCCUUUGGUUCGGAUGAUUUGCCAGUCGACGAGAACGUCAGGAAGAAGAUGGCUGAUAUUAAGGGGAUCGAGGACGCUCUCUUGUUGAAGACGGGAUCCGAUGUUUCACCAUUGAGAGAGGGAUGGGGACCCUGGUUCGAGGCGAAGAGCGAUUUCUUGAGGAAAGAUAAGAUGUUCAAGUCUAGUUUGGAGAUAUUGAAUCCACUCAAUAAUCCUCUUCUGCAGGAUCCCGAUGGAGCUGGACUCACCACUCUCACCAGGGGGGACCGGAUUGUGCAGAAACUUCUCUUGAACAACCUAAAAAAGGCUCCAACAAAAAAACCCUUGGGAAUUGAAGGCCUUGGAAUAAACGAGGAAGAUGUUCAAAAGCUUGUUAUUAAUAAGAGUAGCAGUAGAAGUGAAAUCAAAAGAGCCGAGAGAAGAACUCUAGACGUUGGAGGGGCUCAAAUGAACAACAACAGUAAGGUAAUUGAGGCAACUCAGAGCAAAAUUGCACCAGUUUUUGCCAGAGGUUCGGAUACAUCUGCGAGUGAUCAGGGCGGUUUGGCUGCCCAAAAGAAUGUAGCCUCUAGGAUUAAGAAUAGUUCUUCAUCAGUUGAAGUAUAUGCAGAUGGUAAAAGAUGGGGCUACUUUUCUGGACUGCACCCUCAUUUGUCAUUUUCAAACUUCAUGGAGGCAUUCUUCAGAAAGGGGAAGUGCUCUUUGAGAGUUUUUAUGAUCUGGAACUCAGCUCCAUGGAUGUUUAGUGUCCGCCAUCAGCGGAGCCUGGAAAGUCUUCUCUUUCAUCAUCGUGAUGCUUGUGUGGUAGUGUUUUCAGAGACAAUUGAACUUAAUUUCUUCCAAGGCUUUGUGGAUGAUGGUUUCAAGGUUGCUGUCGUCAUGCCAAAUCUUGACGAACUGCUGAAGAAUACACCCACUCAUGUAUUUGCCUCGGUUUGGUUUGAAUGGAGAAAAACAAAAUUUUAUUCUACUCACUACAGUGAACUUGUCCGGCUUGCAGCUCUUUACAAAUAUGGUGGAGUCUAUCUAGAUUCUGAUGUCAUAGUACUACGACCGCUGUCUUCAUUUGUUAACACUGUUGGAUUGGAGGAUGAUGGAACUUCUCUGAAUGGUGCUGUAAUGUCAUUUAGAAGGCACAGCCCCUUUAUAAGGAAGUGUUUGAUAGAGUUUUAUUCGACGUAUGAUGAAACUCGUUUGAGAUGGAACGGAGCCGACCUUUUGACAAGAGUGGCGGGGAAUUUUUCUACAAAAGGGACACAUAUUGUUGACAAUAAGGAGCUGAAGUUGCAACCAGCCUUGUCUUUCUUCCCAAUUAGUCAUGGAGAUAUCUCUAGAUUCUUUUUGAAAGCUGCAACAGAGGCUGAAAGGGCAGAUGAAGAUGAAGUUUUCAGAAAUAUAUUGGAGAAGUCAUUCACAUUCCACUUUUGGAACAGUUUCACUUCUUCUUUAGUUCCUGAUCCUGGUAGCUUGGCUGCAAGGCUUAUUAAUCACCCCUGCAUCCGUUGUCUUGACGUGUUAUAGUAGGUAGCUUCUUCUUCUUCUUCGAAGGAGCUCGCUCUCAAUAUAUACAUACAUAGAUGCAUACUUUCAAGUCUGGUUGGAGAGGUGAAGACGACUAAGCGGUGUCUUCUCGAUGUUGCAAGUGAAGGUUUUCUUAAGGAACGUAAAUUUGAUGAUUUUUUGGCCAACUCGACGACGAGGAUCGUCCUCCAAUGACCAUCCCCAUAUAUAAUUGUGGAGAGGUAGGGGAUGAUGAUACACGCUGGGAAUUAUACUAGUUUUUGGUUUGUGCAAAAACUGAAAGACUCCUAUAAAAUCAUAACAGGAAAAACUUUAUUGGUUUUUUCUAGUUUGGUUAUAUUCAUUCAUACUUGAUAUGUAGCAAAUUUUGAUGUAAAAAGUUAUUUAAUUUAAUUGCAUAUUACUAUUUCGAUUUUUU
Impatiens glandulifera is the source of this 2464-nucleotide messenger RNA. RefSeq lists its product as uncharacterized. Lineage: Eukaryota; Viridiplantae; Streptophyta; Magnoliopsida; Ericales; Balsaminaceae. The record is from RefSeq and is a predicted model, not a curated record. The transcript has 5 exons. Bases 49 to 2046 code for a protein of 665 amino acids.